Molecule: messenger RNA, 605 nt
Organism: Daldinia vernicosa
Lineage: Eukaryota; Fungi; Ascomycota; Sordariomycetes; Xylariales; Hypoxylaceae
Exons: 1
Coding region: 1-510 (169 amino acids)
Source: RefSeq, a predicted model, not a curated record
AUGUUGAAGUAUGAAGCAUCUGAGGAGGAUGGUGAUCGUACCAUUUCCAUUGAUGAAAGAAGCGAAACCUCCUACUCCGACACCCCUGACAACGAGCAGCCUCCUUCCACCCCCCUAGCCCCAGGUGUCCCAACCCUCCGAAGCGAGCGCGCCCAAGCCCAAGAAUGCAAGGCUCUAGUCGACGAGUUCGUCGCAGUACUCCGCUCUCGGCUCCCGACCCUCCCGCCGCCCAUCCAUCACCACAUGCCGCACGCCGUGUACAACCUGCGCUGCAAACGCCCCGAAUUCAUGAUUAUGCUGUUUAUGCAGGCCCGAUUCCGGGACGCCGCGAGCCCGGACCCGCUCGACGACGAGCUCUGGGACUCCGUAAAGGUGGUAGCGGCCGAGGGCGUCUCGGACGAGAUGCAGGAUCUGCCUUGCCGCCGGUUCGCGGUUCGGUUCGUGCGCUUGCGCUGGGCGCGUCAGGAUAUACGUGAUGCCGUGAGUGACGAGGAGUAUUGGACUUCGUAAAGAAUAUAUGAUAGGAGGGGAGAGGGCGUGAGAGGUUAGGUGAGAUGAGAUGAGAUGAGAGAGAGAGAGAGUUGAAGAAAAAAGGUUAGUAGUAC